Molecule: messenger RNA, 2442 nt
Organism: Striga hermonthica
Lineage: Eukaryota; Viridiplantae; Streptophyta; Magnoliopsida; Lamiales; Orobanchaceae
Source: the annotation of a GenBank genome assembly
AUGGCCCUCUCAACGGCCAAGCUGACCGAGCUGCCACCGCAUUUGGUAUCUACAUUCUCCAUACCCCGCCGCAAACCUCCGCAUUCCGCUUUCCGAUUCUUCAAACCCUUGUCUUCUUCUCUCCGCUCCACCAACAACACACCCAAAACCCCCUCCAAAAACCCAGACGUAACCGAAACUUCCUCCUCCUGGAUAAAAAAAUGGCCUUCGCCUCCUCCGAAACCAUCGCCGGCUCCGAAAUCGAGAUCGAGAAAGCCCCAUCAUCCUAAAACCCAAACAGCUCCAGUGGGUACCACGGCUAUUGAUAGAAUUGUGCUUCGGUUGAGGAAUUUGGGGCUGGGAUCCGAUGAAGAAGAGGAAGAAGGCGAAGAAGGAGGGCAGUCGGGAACAAAUUCUGGUUCGGGUAAUGCUGAUUUUGGGGAUGAGAAACUAGGGGAUUUGUUAAAGAGGGAUUGGAUUAGGCCGGACAGUAUUUUGAGGGAGGAUGAGGUUUAUGACUCUGAUGCGCUGUUGCCGUGGGAGAGGGGUGUGCAUGAGGACGAUGAAAUGGAGGAGGAUAGUGGGGGAGCUAAGAAGCGGGCCAUGCGGGCCCCUACUUUGGCCGACUUGACGAUUGAGGAUGAAGAGUUGAGGAGAUUGCGGAGAAUGGGAAUGACUCUGCGGGAGAGGAUCAGUGUGCCGAAGGCCGGGAUCACGGGAGCUGUGUUGGAGAAGAUUCAUGACAAGUGGAGGAAGUCUGAACUUGUGAGGUUGAAGUUUCACGAGGAGUUGGCAAACGACAUGAGGACUGCGCAUGAGAUAGUUGAGCGCCGGACAGGGGGUCUAGUCACAUGGAGGUCUGGAAGUGUCAUGGUGGUGUUUAGAGGAACUAACUAUGAAGGCCCUAUUUCUAAAUCGCAUAGCGUUAACACCGGAGAUGACAGUCUUUUUGUCCCUAAUGUUACCUCUGACAAUUCAGUCACGCAAGAAGGUGCUGGUAAAAGUCCGGUUCUUGAGAAGCCCAAUCCAGUUACAGCAACCCCCGUGAAGAGUAUGUCAGCAGAGGAAGCUGAAUACAAUACCCUAUUAGAUGGUUUAGGUCCAAGGUUUGAAGAUUGGUGGGGUACGGGAGUGCUUCCUGUUGAUUCCGAUUUACUUCCUCCAACAAUUCCUGGGUAUAAGACUCCUUUCAGGCUUCUUCCCGCUAGAAUGCGUUCACGACUUACCAAUGCUGAGAUGACUAACUUGCGGAAGCUUGCUAAGUCGCUUCCUUGCCAUUUUGCCCUAGGAAGGAACAGAAACCAUCAAGGUUUAGCAAAAUCCAUAGUUAAGCUGUGGGAGAAAAGUUUACUGGUAAAAAUUGCUGUGAAGCGUGGAAUACAGAAUACUAACAACAAAAUCAUGGCUGAGGAACUCAAGAAAUUAACAGGGGGAGUCUUACUUCUACGAAAUAAAUAUUACAUAGUCAUGUACCGGGGAAAGGAUUUUCUUCCUCCAACUGUGGCUACUGCUCUAACAGAAAGACAGGAACUGACGAAGCAAAUACAAGAUGUUGAAGAGAAAGUUAGGGUUGGACCACCACUGGCAGCAACACCCGUAGUUGAAGAAAAGGAAGCUCAGGCGGGUACUCUGGCAGAGUUCUAUGAGGCCCAGUCUCGGUGGGGAACAAGUAUAUCUACUGAAGACCGUGAAAGGAUGAUAGAAGAGGCAUCCAGAGCCAACCAUGCCAAAGUCAUCAGGCGGCUUGAACAUAAACUAGAAAUUUCUCAGGCAAAGAAGCUGAAAGCAGAGAAACUGCUAUCCAAAAUAGUGGAUUCUUGGGUUCCUGUUGAUCCUUCUGAUGACCAGGAGACAAUUACGGAUGAGGAAAGGGUUAUGUACAGUAAAGUUGGAUUGCGGAUGAAAGCAUAUCUGCCACUUGGGAUCCGUGGCGUUUUUGAUGGUGUUAUAGAGAACAUGCAUCUCCACUGGAAACACAGAGAACUUGUUAAGUUGAUAUCAAAAGAAAAGGAACUUUCUUUUGUUGAAGAAACAGCAAGACUUCUGGAAUACGAGAGUGGUGGGAUAUUAGUGGAUAUCGUUAGAGUUCCAAAAGGUCAUGCCUUGAUUUACUAUCGAGGCAAGAAUUAUCGGCGGCCGAUCACUCUGAGACCAAAAAAUCUUCUGACUAAGGCGAAAGCACUCAAGCGUAGGAUGGCCAUGCAGCGAUAUGAGGCCCUCAGUCAGCACAUAUCUGAACUGGAGAAAACCAUUGAGCAGACGAAGCAAGAAAUUGGCAACUCUGGAAAGCUGGAGAAUGGCAAACUAUGGAAUUCUGAGGACUACAGUAUUCCAGAAUUGAAUGAAAGUGAGGAUGAUGAAUCCAGUGAUGAUGAUGAGGAUGAGUCAGAGUGGGAAGAUGAUGAAUAUCCGGAAGUUUCAAGUUGCGAGGAGCCAGAUUUUGCAUCUCAAAAAGUUGACUAA